This is a messenger RNA of Staurois parvus, 329 nucleotides long. The record is from the annotation of a GenBank genome assembly. Lineage: Eukaryota; Metazoa; Chordata; Amphibia; Anura; Ranidae.
AUUUCUGUUGCGAUUUAUUUUAAAGAACAGGACAAGUGAUUCAUAUUACAUUGGCUUGUAUUUAUCCAUGGAUAAACAAUUUAAAUGGUUGGAUGGCUCUCCUGUUGAUUAUGUGGCAUGGGGAGUAAAUGAACCCAACUUUUCUAACAAUGAGGAGAACUGUGUGGAGCUGUAUAAAGACAAUGGACUUUGGAAUGACGUAAACUGUGGUUCUCCAGGCUCAUAUAUUUUGUGAAAGAAAAAUCGGUAACAUCAAUACAACAUUUGCUCCAACUGUCCCUGCACCACAGGGCGGAUGCCCAGCAGAAUGGCUAGCAUUUAGAGGGAAG